Gamsiella multidivaricata is the source of this 3389-nucleotide messenger RNA. Its product is annotated as SPX domain-containing protein. The coding region runs from base 190 to 3234 and encodes 1014 amino acids. The record is from RefSeq and is a predicted model, not a curated record. Lineage: Eukaryota; Fungi; Mortierellomycota; Mortierellomycetes; Mortierellales; Mortierellaceae. Gene Ontology annotation, molecular function: phosphate transmembrane transporter activity. The transcript is spliced from 3 exons. Gene Ontology annotation, cellular component: membrane. Gene Ontology annotation, biological process: polyphosphate metabolic process; phosphate ion transport; monoatomic anion transmembrane transport.
CUCUCACUCUCACUCUCACUCUCACUCUCACUCUCACUCCCACUCUCACUCACUCCCUCAUCCACACACCCUGCGUGGUUGACCCUCUCUCUCUCUCUCUCCUUAUCCGGAACUCGCAGGGACAUCGCCCUCGGAGGAGAAGCGCCAUCCACAUACCACCGCACCCACCCACACAUUCCUUAAACAGCCAUGGUCAAGUUCAGCCACAGUCUGCAGUUCAACACCGUCCCUGACUGGGCCAACGAAUACGUCGCGUACUCGAACCUCAAGAAGACCCUCUAUGCCAUCGAAAAAUACAACGCACAAGCUGCCAUCGAGGGAGGGACGCCCAGGCCAUCGGACAUCGAACACGGCUAUGGUGUCCCAGUCUCAUCCUCAGAUCCAGAAAAGUCAUCAAAAGUCGGACGCUUCCUUGGAUUGAAGGGCAAGAGCCAAAAGGAAGUCGCGGUCGCCGCUGCUGCUCAGGAGGCAGCCUUACACAACGGAAGCGACAUCUUCCCACCCGAGAGCGCUGCAUUCGAACGCGGACUAGCGAAGGAGCUGGCCAAAGUCACCUCAUUCUACAUUCGUAAGGAGCGAGAGCUGUCCGCUGAACUUGAGGCUGUCGACCGUCAGUGGGAAUUGGAGGAACUGAAGCAAAAGAAUGACCGUAUUGCUUACGGAGAAGAGAAGGGUGAUAGGAUAGAGGCAGAAGAACUCAAGCGCCGCAUGUCCGUCAACUUGGAAGACGAAAAGCAACUCAAGGCGGUUGAAAAAUCCCAGCUGAAGCGUAUGAUGGGCUGGGACAAGGACGGCCUGGUCGACCUGGACUCUACUACAGAAGCAAGAAGCAACGGAUUAGCGGGAGCGACUGUCAACGGAUCCACAGUCGCGGACGAAAGCGUCCACGGCAACACCAAAAUUGACACCUCAAGCGUUCCGGGAACAGGCAACGCAUUCUCUGAUGUCGAUGGAAGCGAGUACAACCCAAAGUCCCACGGCCGUCAAAGCUCGGUCGGAGACCUUACCGAGAUUGUCUGGAGACGUGAAUGCCUCAUCGAGUCUGAUGAGGACAAGCAAAAGAAAAAAAAGAAGGAAAGUAGUCGCGGCUCUGAAAAUUCCAGAGACUCGCUGCACCCGUUGGAUGCACACCACGAUGCCGACGAUGCCGAUAACUCUCACGAAGAGUACUCGUCCCACGCCAACACCCGGCGCCAUAGCCUCGGCAUGGUUCAACGGCCCCAGGUCGAGACAUCCGAGCUCAAGCGCACCCAGUCCCAGCAUCAGAGCAAAGUAUCGCUUAACCCCAGACGGUCAAUCACUGCCAUGCGCGACAUGGUUACUGGCCACGGCACGAUCGGUCGUGAAAACCCUAACCUGAGGCCCUCUCUUUACGCUCCCCUCACCACCGAGGCUCUCCUCCGCAGACGCCUCAUCGACACGUACGUGCUCCUCUCUGAGCUCAAGUCGUAUGUGGCCCUAAACUAUCUUGGAUUCCAAAAGAUCGUCAAGAAGCACGACAAGCUGGCCCGCUGCACAACCUUGAACAGAUACAUGUCCACAGUCGUUGACUUCUCAGCCCCCUUCCAGCCCGAGUCCCGUCAACACUUGGACGCGCAGAUCCUGCGUCUCCAGGCCCUCUAUGCGCGCACAUGUGCCAACGGAAGCAUGGCCCAGGCUGCCAAAGAGCUCCGGUCUCACCUGAGGGAGUAUAUUGUCUGGGAGCGUAACACUGUCUGGAGAGACAUGGUCGGACAAGAGCGCAAGGCUGAGGGUGCCCGUGCUGUGGAUCCCAAGGAGCAAGAGCCCUGGGUGCUGUUCGGCUAUCCCAUCCGAUUCAUCAGCGGCGCAGAAGCGCGCCGUGUCCUUCUCGGUCUCCUUGGCAUCGUUAUCUUCGCCAUCCUGAUGAGCAUCACGAUCUUUGAUACGCGCGAGCAAAACCGCUGCUUUGCGAUCCUCAUCACAGUCGCCUUCUUCUGGGCCACCGAGGUCUUCCCCCUGUUUGCUACCGCUCUUUUGGUCCCUCUGCUGACGAUUCUCUGCCAAGUGAUGCGCGACCCUACCACGAAUGCCACCCUCUCGACCUCAGCUGCCACCAAAGUCGUCUUUGGCUACAUGUUCUCUCCUACGAUUAUGCUGCUGCUCGGAGGCUUCACCAUCGCCUCAGCGCUUUCAAAGUACGGCAUCGCAAAGACAAUCGCGAGCACUGUCUUGAGCAAAGCCGGAACAGAUCCCAAGUGGGUCCUUCUCGCCAACAUGUUUGUCGCCACCAUCGCCUCCAUGUUUAUCAGUAACGUUGCCGCGCCCGUUCUCUGCUUCUCCUUGGUUCAGUCUAUCUUGCGCACUCUGCCCCACAAGUCCUCGUUCGGCCCUUGCCUCAUCAUGGGUAUUGCUCUUGCCUCGAACGUUGGCGGUAUGGCCUCUCCUAUCUCGUCGCCUCAGAACAUCAUCACCAUCCAGAACAUGACGCCUGCCCCUUCCUGGGGUAGCUGGUUUGCGGUCGCCUUGCCUCUCUGCCUCGUUAUCGAUCUCAUUAUCUGGGCCUGGUUGAUGCUCCUCUGGCGUCCCCAGCGUGAUACUCCUUCCAUUCCCACCAUCCGUGCUACCAAGGAGCGCAUCACGUUCUCUCAGGUCUUUAUCUGCUUUGUUACCAUUGCCACUAUUGUGCUCUGGUGUGUUGAGAACUCGUUCCAGGAACAGCUCGGGGACAUGGGAGUGAUUGCUAUCCUACCCUUGAUCGCAUUCUUUGGUACGGGUCUCUUGAACAAGGAGGACUUUAACAACUUCCUCUGGACCGUCAUCAUGCUGGCUAUGGGCGGUAUCGCACUCGGCAAGGCAGUCGACUCCUCGGGCUUAUUGGAUACAAUUGCGCAUCACAUCCAGGAGGCCGUCUCAGGCUUUUCGGUGUGGGUCGUGCUUAUGAUCUUUGGUGCUCUGACCUUGGUCUUUGCCACUUUUGUCUCCCAUACGGUCGCUGCCGUGAUUAUCCUGCCUAUUGUUCAACAGGUCGGAAUGUCGUUUGCUGAUCCUCACCCCCGUAUCCUGGUCAUGGGCACCGGUCUGGUUUGCUCCGCAGCCAUGGGCUUGCCUGUCUCUGGGUUCCCGAACAUGAAUGCUAUCGCGCUUGAGGAUGAGAUGGGCAUGCCUUAUCUGAAGACAAUGGACUUUUUGAAAAGCGGUGUGCCAUUGUCUAUCCUGGCGACACUCUGUGUCCUCACCAUUGGCUUUGGUAUCAUGUCUGCCCUCGGAUUCUAAAUCCGAUGUCCCCCCCCCCUCCCUCUUAUACUGUCGCCGCUGUCCAUAUACCAUGCGUAUUAUUACUACUAUAUUAUUUAUUUCUCUGGUUCUUCACAAAACACCUUGUACAUUAGCUGUGUCCACUUUGAACAAAUAAACUCAAUGGAUCAAAA